Messenger RNA from Macrosiphum euphorbiae (potato aphid), 309 nucleotides. The record is from the annotation of a GenBank genome assembly. NCBI's taxonomy places the organism in Eukaryota, Metazoa, Arthropoda, Insecta, Hemiptera, Aphididae.
AUGGCCUUUGAAACUAAAAAUUCUGGUAAGCCAAGACAAGUGAGGGGUACUACUGCAUACAAAUAUCGAAAUUUGUAUGUGUUUGGUGUAUUUGCUGUCAGUGGACUUUCUUGGUUCCUGUUUGAACAAUUACCAUCAACAAAAAAACUAAAUGAACAAAUCAAAAAUGGUUAUUGGAAUCGUACACCAGAAGAAAAUUAUAGAUUAGAAAUGAUUAGAAAAAAUUUCAAUCCUGAUACAAAGAAUCUAAAGCAAAGAAAAGAUGAAGUUUUGUCGAAAAAGGAUGAUUUUUCACCAAUAAAAAUAUAA